GGAAUUUCUCUUUCUCUUUCUCUCUCUUUCUCUUUCUCUCUCUCUCUUUCUUUCUCUUUCUCUCUCCUCCUUUCUUCUUCUUCUUCUUCUUCUUCUUCCAUAUUCCAUUGUUUGUCUUCUUCUUCUUCAAUUCUUCUGUCUUACACAGGCCCGUAAUUAAUUAAAUAAGCCAACCUCCCUACUCCUAUCUCAUUAAUUGCAGGAGCUAUGAUGGAGACUAUGGAAUCCUGCGUCCCACCCGGUUUUCGAUUUCACCCAACCGAUGAGGAACUUGUUGGGUAUUAUCUGAAGAAGAAGGUUGCAUCACAGAAGAUAGAUCUUGACGUUAUCAGAGAAAUCGAUCUCUACCGGAUCGAACCAUGGGAUCUCCAAGAUAGGUGUCGGAUCGGAUACGAGGAGCAGAGUGAGUGGUAUUUCUUCAGCCACAAGGAUAAGAAGUAUCCAACCGGGACAAGGACAAACAGAGCCACAGUAGCUGGGUUCUGGAAGGCAACUGGUCGAGACAAGGCAGUGUACGAUAAGGCUAAGCUCAUUGGCAUGAGGAAAACCCUCGUGUUCUACAAAGGAAGAGCCCCUAAUGGGCAGAAAACUGACUGGAUCAUGCAUGAAUAUCGACUGGAAUCCGAAGAGAAUGGACCUCCCCAGGAAGAAGGAUGGGUAGUUUGCCGAGCAUUCAAGAAGAGAACCAACGCCCAAACCAAGAGCACCGAAGCAUGGGAUUCGAGCUACUUCUAUGAUGAACCGAGUGGUGUAAGCUCGGUGGUGGAUCCGAUCGACUACAUCUCGAGGCCACCCAGCCAGAACUUUCUGGCCAACAGUUUCCUGUGCAAGCAAGAGAUUGAAGCAGAUAACAUAAACUACGUGCAGUCUGAUCAUUUUGUGCAGCUUCCUCAGCUGGAGAGCCCCUCUCUGCCAUUGAUAAAGAGGCCAAGCUCAUCGGUGUCGCUGAUAUCCGAAAACAAUAACAAUGAAGAAGUAGUAGAGCAGAUCAAUAAUAACAACAAUAAUAAUAAUAAUAGAGGUGGGUGCCUCAUGAAUAAUAAUUCAGAGAAAGUGACGGAUUGGAGGGCUCUUGACAAGUUUGUUGCGUCCCAGUUGAGUCAAGAUCAGGAGAGAUGUGAUCAGAGAGAUAAUAAUAUUAAUGGAGUUUCUUCAAGCUUUGGAGUUCAUCAUAGCUCUGACAUGGCGGAUAUGUUGAUGCUGUUGCAGAGUAGUAGGGGGGAAGGCAGCAGCAGGUUGAAUGGGUUCUUGAGUGCUUCAAGCUCCGACUGUGAUUUUGGAAUUUGCAUAUUUGAUAAAUGAGCAUCACAAGGGAAGGAAAUUAAGGGGAGUUGUUGAUGAAAUUAAGAGAUUAUUAUUAAUAUUGGUGUUAAUUACUUAUAAUAUAAUGUUUAAUAUUGUUGGUGGAUAUAUAUAUCAUAGGGCACAUGUGUCUUAUAAAAA
Malania oleifera is the source of this 1443-nucleotide messenger RNA. Its product is annotated as NAC domain-containing protein 37. The transcript has 4 exons. Lineage: Eukaryota; Viridiplantae; Streptophyta; Magnoliopsida; Santalales; Ximeniaceae. Gene Ontology annotation, molecular function: DNA binding. The record is from RefSeq and is a predicted model, not a curated record. Gene Ontology annotation, biological process: regulation of DNA-templated transcription. Bases 208 to 1302 code for a protein of 364 amino acids.